Messenger RNA from Penicillium hordei, 600 nucleotides. RefSeq names its product P-loop nucleotide/nucleoside kinase family protein. The transcript is spliced from 2 exons. The record is from RefSeq and is a predicted model, not a curated record. Lineage: Eukaryota; Fungi; Ascomycota; Eurotiomycetes; Eurotiales; Aspergillaceae. Bases 1 to 600 code for a protein of 199 amino acids.
AUGGCAGGAACUACGCGCACCUUCAAUACAAUCGAGUCGCUCAGCCCUCUCCUAUGCCGGACAGAUAGUGAUCCUCGACCUGUUGUGUUAAUAACUUGCGGCAUGGCUGGGUCUGGAAAGUCGUCGCUGUCUAAAUGGAUAUUAUCCAAUCAUCCGUCUUUCAGAAGGCUCUCAAUUGACUCUUAUAUAUAUACCAAAUACGGGUUGUAUAGUGUUGAUUAUCCAGAAAAUAUGUAUCACAACUAUCAAGACGAGGCCCAAAGCGCUCUCCAAACUGAAUUACCGGAGUUGCUUCAACAGGGUUCUCAGGAUGCAAUCCUGGACCUAUCUUGUGCGUUUCAAAAGACUAGAGAUGAAUGGAAGCAGCUUAUCGAAGAGUCCGGAGGACGAUGGGUGCUUGUAUAUCUCGAUGUUGAUGAUGAUGAGUUGCGGCGGCGGGUCAGGGCAAGGAAUCAGUUGGCGGUCAAAGAUGGCGAUUCAGCUUUUUUUAUGACAAAUGAGAUUCUGGAAAAUUUCCUUGCUGGCUUUGAGAGGCCGACCGGGGAGGGUGAAAUUGUUUUACGUUUAGAUACUAAGCUUAAUAAGGACAUCGAUGUAUAA